Molecule: messenger RNA, 2346 nt
Organism: Xiphophorus maculatus (southern platyfish)
Lineage: Eukaryota; Metazoa; Chordata; Actinopteri; Cyprinodontiformes; Poeciliidae
Gene: syt1b
Product: synaptotagmin-1-like
Exons: 8
Coding region: 1007-2230 (407 amino acids)
Biological process (GO): cellular response to calcium ion; calcium ion-regulated exocytosis of neurotransmitter; regulation of dopamine secretion
Cellular component (GO): axon; synaptic vesicle membrane; dense core granule
Molecular function (GO): calcium ion binding; syntaxin binding; clathrin binding
Source: RefSeq, a predicted model, not a curated record
UAGACAAAAAUUACAUAUAACAAACCACAUAAAUCAGAUCUAAGCAGGCCUGCACCAAAAAUUUGAAUAUGUUUAAAUUAAAAAAAUGUAUAAAAGUGACAAAGACUAUCUGAAAAUGGGGUGAUUUCAGAUUUAACACCACAUUUUUAAGAUUAAGAAAAAAAAGGAGCUUUAUAGGUACAAUAUGUUGCAACCUUUGUUACAAUGUAGUGCAGUUAAAUCAAGCACAUAAAAAGGUGUAAAAAAAUCUAUUUUUUUGCAGAAAUUACACAGAUAGAGUAAAUUUCAUAAUUAUAAAAGAUGCAGUUUAGUUAGACUAAGAUAUAAGUAACAUUUAUCAUCUCUCAUUACUGCACUGAGGCUCAAAAAACCUUUGAAAGUGAGAUAAGUGUCUGCAUGGAUGUGCUGAUUCAGCCCCAGAUACUCAAUACCUGUGAUGUCUGCAGAAUUGAAAAUAACAACCCAAAACAUUUCCUGUGCUCAGGAGUCAAGUUUUGGCAGCACUUAUUGCACUGGCGUGACCUUGGCACAUGACUCUGACCUCUGGCAACUGAGCGUGGAACAGCGGAGAUCCACACGUGGUGCUUCACACACUUCCUACCGCCCUUCACGAACCCCCCCUCCCCCUCAGCCGUACCUCUUUAACUGCAUUUCAGCAGCUUUGGCAAAGACAGCAGCUUUCAUAUCCUGUGUUUGAGUGUUUUUGCAAUGCCAGCAGAAACAAGAGAAGUUAUUUGACACUGGUGUAUAUACUCCAUUUAUAAGCGCAUUAUUGCAUCAAAUAUUUGAUCAACAGACUAAGGAAUCUGUCGGCGAUCACACGGUCUGCUCUGAAGGGCUCUUCAAAUUACGUUAAAUAAAACUACACACUUUAUGAGAUUUAUAGCUGUGGCAGUCUCUGCCUCGUUUGAACGGUGAUGUUGCAGAGUGGUGCUGAGCCUUCUCUUUUUUGCAUUGUUUUUAUUUUUCUGACAGUGAAAUCCCUGAUCUGUCACUGCGACCGAUAAUGAAUCGACGAGCUGCACCGAGUACCUCAUUCAGCCCCACUAAGAUCCCAAAUGCAGCAACUACACCGGGCAAAAACCAAACUGGAAGCCACGGUGCCAAUAAGUUCAUGAAUGAGCUACGGAGCAUCCACAAACCAUCCUGGGCUACAGCCGCCCUUUGCAUCGUCAGUUUGUGCAUGGUGCUGUCAUGUGUUCUUUGCAUCUGGAAAAAAUGCUUGAUAAAGAAGGACAAGGACAAAGAAAAGGACAAGAAGAAAGGAAAAGAGACAAUCAAGGGAGGUUUUGACACUGAAAUGGAUGGGGGUCACAAUGAGCCCACAAAAGAUGAAACAGUCAAAGAAACGGAGCUUUCGAAACAUGAGCCCAAGGAGGACGAGAAGCUCGGCCGACUUCAUUUCACAUUAGACUAUAACUUCACUGAAAAUUCGCUAGUGGUCGGCCUCUUGGAGGCUUCAGAGCUUCCAGCAAUGGAUGUGGGAGGCAGCUCUGACCCUUAUGUUAAACUCUACCUGCUCCCAGACAAGAAGAAAAAGUUUGAAACUAAGGUCCACAGGAAGACGCUAGAACCAAACUUCAACGAAACCUUCACAUUUAAGGUACCGUAUACGGACUUGGGCGGAAAAACCCUUGUGAUGACUGUGUAUGACUUCGACCGGUUCUCAAAGCACGACGCAAUUGGGGCAAUAAAGAUACCAAUGAGCAGUAUAGACUUCAGCCAGUCUCUGCAGGAGUGGAGAGAUCUGCAGAAGGCUGAGAAGGAAGAGAGCGAGCGGCUUGGAGACAUAUGUUUGUCCUUGAGGUUUGUACCAACUGCAGGGAAACUGACUGUGGUUGUCCUCGAGGCCAAGAACCUGAAAAAAAUGGAUGUGGGUGGAUUAUCAGACCCAUAUGUGAAGAUCCACUUAAUGCAGAAUGGCAAACGACUGAAGAAAAAGAAAACUACUAUAAAGAAAAACACUUUGAACCCUUAUUACAAUGAGUCAUUCAGCUUUGAAGUGCCAUCCGAACAAUUAGAGAAGGUGCAAAUAGCAGUGACUGUGCUGGACUAUGAUAAGAUUGGGAAGAACGAUGCCAUUGGGAAAUUGCUUCUGGGCGGUAACAGCACUGGGACUGAACUGCGCCACUGGUCAGACAUGCUGGCCAACCCACGACGCCCAAUAGCCCAGUGGCACAGCCUUAAAUCAGAGGAUGAAGUCAACUCAUUACUUUCCAACAAGAAAUAAACCAGAGUGCAGGAAAAUCGACUAUUUAUUUUAGGCUUAUUUACCAUCCUUCCUUUUAUUUAUCUUCCCAACUAUAUUAACCAUGUAAAUAUUUUUGAUUAAACAUUUAUGUUAAA